AUGUUAUCCAAACAAUUUUUAGUCGACUCCCCACCAUCAGUCCGUUCUCGUAUCAUCUCCGCUUCAGUGAACACCGCCUCAUCAGUGUGCAACGAGAACGAUUUCCGGUGUAGUGACGGUAAAUGCAUUCGUGCCGAAUGGAAGUGCGAUGGAUCCGGUGAUUGUUCGGACGGCGAGGACGAGAAGGAUUGUCCACAUCCCGGCUGCAAAUCCGACCAAUGGCAAUGUGACACGUACACGUGGCAUAGUGUCUCGUGUAUCGCCGAGUAUCAAAGAUGUGAUAAUAUCACGGAUUGUGCAGAUGGAUCGGAUGAGAAAGAUUGUCCGGCAUCCACUGUGGACUGCAGUUCCCCCAACGUCUUCAUGUGUGCCGACGGGCGUCAAUGUUUCGACAUGACCAAGAAAUGCGAUGGAAAAUAUGAUUGUCGAGAUUUGAGUGAUGAGAAGGAUUCAUGCUCACGAAACCACACCGCCUGUUUCCAAUACCAAUUUAGAUGUGCCGAUAAAACUCAAUGCAUCCAAAAGUCGUGGGUAUGUGAUGGUUCGAAGGAUUGUGCCGACGGAUCCGAUGAGCCGGACACUUGUGAAUUCAAAAAAUGCACGGCGAACGAGUUCCAAUGCAAGAAUAAACGUUGCCAACCCCGGAAAUUCCGUUGUGAUUAUUACGAUGAUUGUGGCGAUAAUUCGGAUGAGGAGGAGUGUGGCGAGUACCGGUGUCCGCCCGGAAAAUGGAAUUGUCCUGGAACGGGACACUGUAUUGAUCAGCUGAAUUUGUGUGAUGGAGCGAAGGAUUGUGCGGAUGGAGCCGAUGAGCAACAGUGCUCGCAAAACCUGUGUCCAUCCCUCGGAUGCCAAGCCGGAUGUCACCCAUCCCCUCACGGAGGUGAAUGUACGUGUCCAAGUGGAUACAAACUCGACGACCGUUUUCACCGGACAUGUUCCGACAUUAACGAAUGCGCCGAGUUUGGUUACUGUGACCAACUGUGUGCCAACCACCGUCCCGGUUUCACGUGCUCCUGUCUCGGCGACUGUUUCACUCUUCAAAUGGAACACGGACCAGGGAAGGAUAAUCUGACGAUGCGGGGAUAUUGUGUAUCGAAUAAUGCGGAUAAGAUGAGACUGUUCAUCGCACGACGUGAAGGACUGUACCGUCUGAAUCCGAAGAAUCCGGAGGAGGAAGUGAAGAAGUUGGCGAGUGGAGAAUUCAUUUAUGGAAUUGAUUUCGAUUAUGGGGAUCGGAAAAUCUUCUGGACCGAUCGAUUGGCUCAUUCGGCGUUUAGUGCUGAUGUGGAUGAUGAGGGAGAGAUUUCACAGAUUAAAAAACUAAGCCUGAAAUCGCUCGUCUACCCACGCUGCCUAGCAGUCGACUGGAUCACCAACACUCUCUACAUCAUUGAAUCCGGAUCCAGACGUAUCGACGUCUCCUCUUAUGACGGGGAUAGACGGACCGUUUUGUUGGCUGACGGACUCACUCUUCCACUUGACAUCGCUUUGGAUCCGUUGAGAGGAGAAAUGUUCUUCACAAACCAACUGAAAAUCGAGGCGGCCGCUAUGGAUGGUACAAACCGACGUACGCUGGUCAGCACUCACACUCAUCAAGUAUCUGGAAUUGUGGUCGAUAUCACUGCCAAGAGGAUUUAUUGGGUUGAUCCGAAAGUUGAUAGACUCGAGUCGAUUGAUUAUCAGGGAAAUGACCGUCGAAUUGUGGCCCAAGGAAUGAACACCGUCCCCCACCCAUUCGGACUUGCUCUCUUCGACCAACACCUCUACUGGACGGACUGGACUCGUCUCGGCGUCAUCCAAGUCGAGAAAUUCGGCUCCGACACUAAACUUCUCUGGUCAAACACCGAGAAUAACGUCUUCCCAAUGGGAAUCUCCGCCUACCACCCGAUGGCUCAACCAGGACCCGGACAGUCCGAGUGUCUGGCCAUGAAAAUCGAGAAUCCGUGUACCAACGCGGAUUGUGAGGGAUUGUGUAUCCUCUCAAAAGAUCAGGGAGGAUUCGGUGUCGGUUAUAAGUGCGCGUGCCCGAUCGGUCAAAAGCUGGUCAACGGAAAACGGUGCAUCGACUCGAUUGACUAUUUAUUGUUCUCCAGCAAUAAGAUUGUCAGAGGUAUCUUCCCGGAGAUCAAUGAGAAGGCGUUGGCUGAAGCGGUUCUCCCGAUUUCGCCGAUUUCUCAAAGAAGAAUUGGAAUGUACUUUGAAGUGGAGUGUGAUGUGCAUGGAAACUCGUUCUUCUAUGCCGAUAUUAUGGAUAACACUAUUUAUAGAAUCCGUCCUGAUGGAGAAGGAGCCGCACCGGUACUUGUCACCCAUAACGACGGACUCUUCUCGAUGUCAUUCGACUGGAUCAGCAAACAACUCUACUAUGUCGACAACAUCCGUAACAGUCUGGAAGUUGUGAAGAUUGGAGAGACCGGAUUGGUUCAUCCGGAUGAGUUGGUCCGCCGUCAGUUGCUCACCGAACUCCGUGAUCCAGUUUCUGUUGUGAUUCAUCCAUGGAAGGGAUUGUUGUUCUACGCUGAGGCAAUGCGACCAGCUGCUAUUUAUAAAUGCCACAUCGACGGUACCAAUUGCCAAGUGAUCCGUAACACCACCCUGGGCCGGCCAUCCGAAAUGGCCAUUGAUUUCGCCGAAAACCGUCUCUGCUGGGGAGACACCCUUCUGAAAACCAUCUCCUGCAUGGACUUUGACGGAAAGAAUGUGGCUAAACUGGAUAUUGACAAUCCGAUUCCAGUUGCUAUCACAAUUAUGAACGAGCACAUUUAUUAUGUUCAUCAGAGACCGUAUUCCAUCAGAAGAGUGCAUAAGAAGAAUGGAGGUGGCAGCAAGAUUGUUAGGGAGUUCGGAGCUGAUGAGCGCUCAAUCUUCUCCCUCAAAGCCUGUUCCCAUCAAAACCAACCGAUCCCCGACGACUCCCGUGAGCACCCAUGCCGCGCCUCGCAAUGCACCCAACUCUGUUUCGCCACGCCCUCCGAAUCGAAUCCCAACGAGCUUGAAGCGAAAUGCGCCUGUCGUCAAGGCUUCAAAAUCAACAAGGACAAUAAUCACAGUUGUCAGAAGGACCCAUCGGAGCCCAUCGAGCAGUUGUGUACCUCUAACUCCACCCAAUUCCAGUGUAAAAAUGGAAGAUGCAUUCCAAAAGAGUGGAAGUGCGACGGUGAGAAUGAUUGUCUGGAUGAAUCCGAUGAAGUUGACGAGAAAGGAGAAAAAUGUUUCCACGAGACAGAAUGCGCGGAGAACACCAUCAAAUGUCGGAAUACCAAAAAAUGCAUCCCCGCUCAAUACGGUUGCGACGGUGAUAACGAUUGUGGUGACUAUUCCGACGAGGACGUCAAAUACUGUAAGGACGGCCAGAAACCAGUCUGCGCCGCCAAGAAAUUCCAAUGCGACAAUCACAGAUGCAUUCCGGAGCAAUGGAAGUGUGAUAGUGAUAAUGAUUGUGGUGAUGGCUCAGAUGAGAAAAUUGAGCUGUGUGGUAACGCGACAUGCGCCGCCAACCAAUUCUCCUGUGCAAAUGGAAGAUGUAUCCCUAUCUAUUGGUUGUGUGAUGGUGACAAUGAUUGUUAUGAUGGGACCGAUGAGGACAAGGAACGGUGCCCACCGGUGCAGUGCUCGGCUCUCCAAUUCCGAUGUGCCAACGGCCGGCAGUGUGUCCCCCUAAGAAAUCACUGCGAUGGACAGAAUGAUUGUGAAGAUGGAUCCGACGAGGACUCCUGCGCAGUCUCUACAGAAACUUGCACAUCGGAACAGUUCAAGUGUCAAUCAUCUGGUCUGUGCAUUCCGGCGUCGUGGAAGUGUGAUGGUCAGCAGGAUUGUGAUGAUGGGUCCGAUGAGCCAAAGUUCGGAUGUACCAGUGGAAGACAGUGCAAAGCGGAUCAGUUUAAGUGUGGAAAUGGAAGGUGUAUACUGAAUAACUGGCUGUGCGACGGUGAAAACGAUUGUGGUGAUGGCUCCGACGAGUCCGCUGAACGUGGAUGCAAGACGCCGAUGAACGCCAGAAAAUGUCCAUUUGAACAUGUCGCCUGUGAGAACAAUCCAGAAGUCUGUAUCCCACUUCACCAACUGUGCGACGGUAAACGUCAUUGUCCGGGCGGUACGGAUGAAGGAGGACGGUGUGCUAGAGACUUGUGCUCGGCGGAUCGUGCUGGAUGUGCGUUCAAGUGUCACAACAGUCCGAAUGGACCGAUUUGUAGUUGUCCGUCUGGUGAACAGCUCGUCAACAAAACCAAAUGCGAGCCCGAAAACGAGUGUCUCGACGCAAGCAGUUGCUCCCAACGAUGCAAAGACGAGAAGCACGGAUUCACCUGUUCGUGUGACGAGGGAUACGAGCUGGACGCUAACAAACGGACAUGCAAAGUGACGAAUAAUGUCGCGGAUACCAGAAUCUACGUGUCAAACCGAAAUCGUAUCUACUAUAGUGACCAUAAGCUGGAGAACUGGCACACGUUCGGAGCUAUCGUGGAGAAUGCGAUUGCGCUUGCGUGGGAUAGCUUAACAAACCGAAUCUAUUGGUCGGAUAUUCGAGAGAAGAAGAUUCUAAGUGCAGAUCGAAACGGUACAAACGCCACUGUCUUCAUAGCAGACGGACUUGAUAUCACAGAAGGAAUCGCGUUGGAUUGGGUGGGUCGGAAUCUCUAUUGGGUGGAUUCUUCCCUGAACACAAUCGAGGUUGCCAAUCUUGAAGACCCCACGAAGCGCACUCUCCUAGUCCACCAGAAUAUCAGUCAGCCACGUGGAAUCGCUGUGGACCCCCGGAAAGGAUUAAUGUUCUGGACGGAUUGGGGACAGAAUCCAUGCAUCGAACGGGCGUCGAUGGACGGUACGGAUCGUCAGAUUAUUGUGAAGACCAAGAUCUACUGGCCGAACACUAUCGCUCUAGAUUUGACCACUAAUCGUGUGUACUUUGCGGACUCAAAACUUGACUUUAUCGAUUUUGUGAAUUAUGAUGGAACUGGACGGACGCAAGUGUUGUCGUCAUCGAAAUUCGUGCAACACCCGCAUGCUUUGGCUAUUUUUGAGGAUAUGAUGUACUACUCGGAUAGGCGGCUUCAGAAACUUCAGGUCUACCCGAAAUACCCGAACGGGACCACCACUGAGUACCCGAGUCAUACGUUCAGCAAGGCGCUUGGUGUUGUUGCAGUUCAUCCGGCUCUUCAGCCAGAGAUCAAGAAUAAUCCGUGUAUGAAUAACCAGUGCAGUCACAUUUGUUUGUUGAAUAAUAAGAAUUCCUACACCUGCAAAUGCCCAAUGGGACAGAAAUUGGAUGGAUCCGGAAAGACAUGUGUCGAUGACGCCAAACCAUUCCUUGUCAUCAUUCAGAAGACAAAUGUAUUUGGAGUCGAAAUGAAUCAAGCAGCCGCCAACGAGACGCCAGUCCUCGCCGGUAUGGUUCCCCUCUCCGGUCUCGGCAACGCCUUCGACGUCACCUACGAUGCACUCAGUGAGGAAAUCUUCAUUCUGGAGCACACUAACCACGCGAAGACCCUCGCCCAGAUCACCACCGACUCAGCAAUCUACCGUAGUACCGUGAACGGUGGUAACAAGACGAAGAUGUUCUCAUCGGCAGUGCCUGACGACUCCUAUUGUCUCGGCUUCGAUUGGAACGGUCGGAAUCUGGUGGUCGGAAACAAGGUGUCCCAGACCAUCGAAAUAAUUUCCACCCGUGAAAAACAAUAUCGAUCGGUUAUUCUCUCCAACGAUCAAUCCCCGACGGCAGUCGUCACUCCGGUCUCUAUCGCCGUUGACGCCGACAAAGGAUACGUGUUCUGGUUGGAUCGAGGGGGCGGAGCUUCGGAUGCUAAGGUCGCUCGUGCUGGAUUGGAUGGAAGCAACCCGUUGGUGAUUGCAAGUAAUGAUUUGGCUGAGUUGGAUCAUAUCGCUCUGGAUACAACUAAUCAAAGAGUCUACUUCUCGGAAGCCAAAGCUGGAAGAAUCUCCUCGGUCACCUACGAUGGCCAAGACCGUCACUACGUGCUCAGCGACGGCGGUCGCCAACCGAACGGUCUCGCCUUCCACGGCGACCGUCUCUUCUACGCCGACUCCGCCUUCGACUCCAUCGAAGUCGCCACAAUCAACGGCGACUCUCAACCACCACAAUGGACACAUUUCAAGCGCGACGUCGAGAAUCUCGCCAACAUCAAAGUGCUCCAACCAAGAGCCUCGUCAAGCAGCCAUCCGUGUCACAUCAAUAACGGAAACUGCGCUCACAUCUGUAUCCCACAAAUGUUCGCCCAACACACGUGCACCUGUGCCAACGGAUAUGUCAAGGAUGGUCCAACCUCCUGCAAACUUUACGACGAAUCCUUUGUCAUCGUGGCCACCAAGACCAAAGUCAUAGGUUACCCAAUUGACGAAGUCCAAUCGAAGGGAGUCGCUAUGGAGCCAAUCGGUGGAUUAUCGAUUACAGGAGUUGACUAUGAUUUCGAGUCAAAGACUAUCUACGUGGCGGAAGCUUCUGGAAUCAACAAGGGUAUCACUGCCUACACAAUCGGAGAAUCGGCGCCAAGAGCUGUGAUUCGUGACUCAAUUGGAUCCUUGACAAUUAAAAGUAUCGCAAUCGACUGGAUCAAUUACAACAUGUACUUUAUCAAUCAUGACGCCGAAAGGACUAAUAUCGAAGUCUCGAAACUCGACGGUACCUAUCGGAAGAUUCUCCUCACCACUAAAACUGAGACCCCCUCCUCCAUCGCUGUAGACCCAAUCGGUCGCUAUCUGUACUGGGCGGAUCAAGGACAAAAGCCAAGCAUCCAGAGAUCCUUCCUUGACGGGUCUCGACGCGAAGUUAUCGUCUCUACAGGCAUCGGGGAGCCCACAGAUCUUGUAGUGGAUGUAGCGAGUCGUAUGAUCUACUGGUCGGACGCCAAGAUGGAUGGAAUCUUCCGUGUUAGAAGUACAGGUGGAUCACCUGAACUAGUCCGUGCAGAUAUCGCCUCGGCAGCCGGUGUGGCAUUGCAUGGCCAGAAUAUGUACUGGACGGAUAACAGACUGGAGAAAUUGUUCCGCGCAACCUCGAAACCAAACCAGACCUCACUUCUCCUCUCCCCAACCACCGUGGCCGCUUCCAUGAAGGAUAUAGGAGACGUUGCCGUCUUCUCGUCCACCAAUCAACCAAGAUCUUCAAGUCCCUGCCAGAUCACCGACAAUCUCCGAAAGAGUCCAUGCACCCAGUUGUGCUUCGCCACCCCAGGUACCCAGACACCAACUUGCUCGUGUGCUCGAGGAGUGCUUAAGGGAAGAACUUGCGAGGAGCCGGAUACCUAUUUGAUGUUCUCCGAUGGUGAUAAGAUCAUUGACGCCGCUAUCGAGCCGGAUGUGAAGGCGUCGAGACCGCUUAAGGAGCCGUUCCCAGAAAUUACCAAUCUCCAAACCUUUGAUGUUGAUGUCAACUUGAGAAAAGUGUACUUUGUGGUGGAAUCCCCCAUUGGUGUUAACAUCUCUUGGUUCUCAAUGAACAACGCUGAAAAUCCACGUCUCGUGUUCGGCGCCACCAAACAACCACAUGCCAAGGAGAUCCGUCAUAUCUCUGAUAUGAAGUUGGAUUGGCUCACUCAAAAGAUUUAUUUCACAACAGGACGAGGUGGAAAAGUGAUGGCAAUCGAUACUGCCGGAGAGCACCUGUCAACUAUUGCAUCUGGAGAUUGGACAUACGCCCUUGCCAUCGAUCCGUGCUCCGGACUCUUAUUCUGGUCGGAUUCAGGAUAUAAAACUUCCGGUGGACUUUAUGAGCCAAGAAUCGAAAGAUCUAAUCUAGCUGGUGGAAACCGGAAAGUAAUCGUCUCCGAAUCCAUCUCCCUGCCAGCUGCCAUCACAGUAGACUUCCGAAACCAAAUGAUCUACUGGGCAGAUGUCAACCGACUCAAUAUCGAAGUCGCGGAUUACAAUGGAGAAAACCGGAAGAUUAUCGCAUCAGGAUAUCGUGCCAAGUCCCUGGACCUCUGGGAUCGCUGGCUCUACAUGAGUGACCCAUUGAGCAACGGUGUCUUCAGAAUCGAUAAGGAAUCUGGAUCUGGGUUGGAGAGUGUGGUGGCUGAUAGAAGGAUCCCUGGAGCUCUUCGAGUUUUCGCAAGUGAAACCGAUGUCAGGACAAGGAACCAGGUGUGCAACGCCUUGACCGCUCAACUCUGCAAAACGGAUAAUGGAGGAUGUGACCAACUUUGUAGUGUAAUUGCUGAUGAUAUCGGAUUGGCUGCUAGCAAGGUUCAAUGUUCUUGUAAUGACACUUACGAAUUGGUGCAGGAGCCUGGAAAGGAUUACCCAACUCAAUGUGUGCUUCGAGGAAGUAACGCGGAGCCCGCCAAGGAGUGUCUUCCACCGUACAACUUCCAGUGUGGAGAUGGCUCAUGUAUCCUACUCGGUGCCACGUGUGAUUCUAAGCCGGAUUGUCCAGAUGCGUCAGAUGAGAAUCCAAACUACUGUAACACUCGUGCGUGUCCAGAUGGCUACCACCUCUGCACUAACCGUCGUUGCAUUGACUCAGCCAAAAAGUGUAAUCACAUCGAUGACUGUGGCGAUGGAUCUGAUGAACUCGACUGUCCAUCCGCGGUGUCAUGUGCCGAAGGAACGUUCCCGUGUAGCAAUGGUCAUUGUAUAAACCAGACGAAAGUUUGCGAUGGGCAUAAUGAUUGUCAUGAUGAGCAGGUGUCCGAUGAGUCGUUGUCGACAUGCCCUGGAUUGCCGAUUGAUUGUCGAGGAGUGAAGAUUCGGUGUCCGAAUACUAAUAUCUGUAUUCAACCCGCUGAUUUGUGUGAUGGCUAUGAUGACUGUGGAGAUAAGGCCGACGAGAAUCAGUUGUUCUGCAUGAACCAGCAAUGCGCCCAACACUAUGUCCGGUGCCCAUCAGGAAGGUGUAUCCCGGAGACUUGGCAGUGCGACGGUGACAACGAUUGUAGUGACGGGUGGGAUGAGACGCAUACCAACUGCACUGACACAUCUGGAAAGAAGAUUUGUGUCGGCGACUACCUAUUCCAGUGCGACAAUCUCAAAUGUAUCUCUCGCGCGUUUAUCUGUGAUGGAGAGGAUGAUUGUGGAGAUGGCUCCGAUGAGCACACAAGACAUGGAUGUGGUAACCGCACUUGCGCCGAUCAAGAAUUCCAUUGCGCCUCGAAUGCAAAGCUCGCUCAACCGAAAUACGAGUGUAUCCCUAGAGCAUGGCUAUGUGAUGGCGAUGUGACGUGCGCUGGUGGCGAGGAUGAGUCGACGGAUCUCUGCAAGACUGAAAAGAAGGAAUGUAAUAAGGGAGAGUUCCGAUGCAGCAAUCAACACUGUAUCCACGCCUCAUGGGAAUGCGAUGGUGACAAUGACUGUCUGGAUGGGUCCGAUGAGCACGCAAACUGCACCUACUCCUCGUGUCAACCGGACUUCUGGCAGUGCGCCAAUCACAAAUGUGUGCCGAAUUCCUGGCGAUGCGAUGGAAAUGAUGAUUGUGAGGAUGGGUCUGAUGAGAAGGAGUGUCCGAAGAAUUCGGCAGCUGGGCAGAAAUCGUCAAAGUGCUCGAAGAGUCAAUUCCAGUGUACUUCUGGAGAGUGUAUCGAUGAUGCGAAGGUUUGCGAUAGAAAUUUUGAUUGUUCGGAUCGAUCGGAUGAGAGUUCGCUUUGUUUCAUCGACGAGUGUUCACUUGCCGAAAAACCGCUAUGCGAACAAAAAUGCAUUGACCAAAAGAUCGGAUACAAAUGUGACUGCUAUGAAGGAUUUGCGAUUGAUGUAUCGGAUCAGAAGAGUUGUCACAACGUUAAUGAAUGCUUCGAAGGAAUCUCCGGCUGCAGUCAAAAAUGCGACGACAAAAUCGGUUCCUACAAAUGCGCGUGUGUCGAAGGCUACCAACUAUCCAGUGACGACCAUAGCUGCAAACGAGUCGACAUGGAACCCACACCCUUCUUCCUUCUCGCUAAUAAGCAUUACAUCCGAAAGAUUUCAAUGGACGGAAACAAGUACGAGAUGGCGGCUCAAGGAUUCGACAACGUUGUCUCUCUAGACAUCGAUUUGACGGAGAAGAAGGCCUAUCUCAUCGAUCAAGGAAAACUGAGACUGCUGAGAGUGAAUCUCGACGAAAUGGACUCUCCACUAUCCUCCUAUGAGACUGUCCUCCGGCACAAUGUAUAUGGAACCGAGGGUAUUGCAGUUGACUGGGUUGCCAGGAAACUUUAUAUGCUAAACCGUCAAGAGAGAUCCAUCAGAGUCUGUGAACUAGACGGGCGGUUCUGCAAGACCCUCAUCCGUGACAGAAUCCAACAACCGAAGGCUAUCGCUGUCCAUCCAGGAAAGGGAUACCUGUUCUUCACCGAGUGGUCCCUACAGCCAUAUAUUGGAAGAAUGGCGUUAGAUGGCUCUCCAGAGUUGCAAGACCCAAUCUUCAAGCUAGCGGAGCAUGAUCUCGGAUGGCCGAAUGCGAUCGCUAUCGAUUACUUCUCCGAUAGACUAUUCUGGGGAGACGCUCAUCUUAACGAGAUAGGAUUCAUGGAUUUCGAUGGAAACGGACGGCGCCAUAUCCCCGCUCAACGAACGAGUCAUGUGUCCUCUAUGGUGGUCUUCGAUGAUUACUUGUACUGGACGGAUUGGAAUCUUCGAGAAGUGAUUCGCUGUGACAAGUGGACAGGGAAGAACGAGACAGUCCUCAAGAAAACCGUACAGCUCCCGAAUGACUUGAGAAUCGUCCACCCAAUGAAACAACCCGCCUACCCGAAUCCAUGUGGGGAUAACAACGGAGGAUGCUCACAUCUUUGUUUGAUUGGAGCUGGAGGCAAUGGUUAUACCUGUUCCUGCCCAGACCAAUUUAUUCUAUUGACGGAUCAGAAGACUUGUGAGCCAAAUUGUACCGAAAGACAAUUCGCGUGCGGUGGAGACGAUGCAAAAUGCAUUCCAAAGUUAUGGUAUUGCGACGGUGAACCCGAUUGCCGUGACGGAUCAGAUGAGCCUGGUGAAUCCAUCUGUGGCCAAAGAAUCUGCCCGGUUGGAGAGUUCCAAUGCACAAACCACAAUUGCACCAGACCAUUCCAAAUAUGCGAUGGAAACGAUGAUUGUGGAGAUGGAUCCGAUGAACAAAACUGUGAUAAGGCUUGUGAUCCAUGGAUGUUCAAGUGUGCGGCGACUGGAAGAUGUAUUCCAAGACGGUUCACUUGUGAUGGCGACGAUGAUUGUGGAGACCGGUCGGAUGAAGCGGACACACUUUGUAUGUCUGCAGACCGGAACUGUACCGCCGAAGAAUUCAGGUGUAAUAAUAACAAAUGUAUCGCAAAAGCAUGGCGAUGUGAUAACGACGACGAUUGUGGCGACGGAUCCGACGAGACGCCAGAAUGCGCUCAAAUCGAGUGUAAGAAGGGGUGGACUCGAUGCUCCACAUCCUAUCGUUGCAUCCCGAACUGGGCGUUCUGUAAUGGUCAGGAUGAUUGUCGGGAUAAUUCGGAUGAGGAGAAGCAGCGAUGCCCGUCGUGCGAUGAUGUCGGAGAGUUUCGAUGCGCGACAACCGGGAAAUGUAUUCCGCGGCGUUGGAUGUGUGAUACGGAGAACGAUUGUGGUGAUAACUCGGAUGAGUUGGACGCGACGUGCGGUGGAACGUCACGCCCUUGUUCCGAAUCCGAAUUCCGGUGCAACGAUGGAAAAUGUAUCCCUGGCUCCAAGGUGUGCGAUGGCACGAUUCAGUGUAGCGAUGGAUUGGAUGAAUCGCAGUGUACACUCAGAAGAUGUAUGCCUGGACAUCGACAAUGUGAUGAUGGAACGUGUAUUGCCGAGCACAAGUGGUGUGAUAGGAAGAAGGAUUGUGCGAAUGCGGCCGAUGAGAUGCAUUGUGAUGAUGUGUCCCGGCGUACCUGCUCACCAUUCGAAUUCGAGUGCUCCAACUCCGUGUGCAUCCCCCGCAAAUUCAUGUGCGAUGGAGACAACGACUGUGGCGACAACUCGGACGAGACAUCCACAGAAUGCCGAAGUGCUCAAUGCGACCCGCCCCUUCGCUUCCGUUGUGCUCACUCUCGUCUCUGUCUGAAUAUUCUUCAACUGUGUAACGGUGUCAAUGAUUGCGGACAGAAUGACCUGUCGGAUGAGCAUUUGUCAAUGUGCUCGAGCUUCUCAGAGUACGGAGAUUGCACAUCGGAUCAGUUCAAGUGUGCCAAUGGAAGAUGUGUGAAUGGAACACUGGCUUGUGAUAGGAAGGAUGAUUGUGGUGAUGCGUCGGAUGAGAUCGGAUGUUCGAAACACGGCGGCAAAACGUCCUGCGAAUCCUUUGGCAACAACGGUGGCUGCAAACACAUCUGCACCGACAUCACCGACAGCUUCUACUGUCACUGUCGUGACGGAUUCCGUCCAGACCCACAAAGCCCCAAGGACUGUAUCGAUAUCGAUGAGUGUGCUGGAAACAACACUUGCACUCAGUUGUGUCUGAAUACCAAGGGCUCCUACUUAUGCAGAUGCCACGAAGAUUAUGAGAACAAUGUAGUCGUCGGGUCGAUGACUGGAAAGGAUUGUAGAGCAAAGGGCGAUGCGGCGAAUGUAAUGAUUGGUGCGGAUUCUUCAUUGGUUCAACUAUCUCUUCAUGGUGCUGGAACCAACAGACACGCUGCUGCAAAGGCAAAUGACGAGGAUAAUGAUAUAAUUGGAAUUGCAUUUGACCCCAGGAAAGAGAUGAUGUAUUGGAUCGAUGGCUCGGAGAGAACCAUCUACCGCUCAGCGAUAGCCAAUGGAAACCAAAGUCAUGAAGGACAAAAGUUGGAUAUCGACUUUGCAGGAAUGGGUGUAGUCCCUACCGCUAUCGCAAUUGACUAUACCACGGGUAACCUAUUCGUAGCAGCGGUAUCUGAAGAUAUCGAGAUUGGAAUGGCUAGAAAGAAACGAAUGUCAGAGCCGGUUGACAAUCAGAACAGUGGAUUUAUCUUCGUCGCAUUGCCAGAUGGGCGGUACCUCAAGAAAAUUGUAGCAGGGCACCUCCAACAGCCAACCGCGCUUAUCACUGCACCAACUGCCGGACGAAUUUGCUAUUCGGACGCCGGGCUCCACGCGAAGAUUGAGUGUGCUGAUAUGGAUGGAACUCACCGUCAGAUUAUCGUAAAGGAUCUAGUAUUCAGUCCAACAUCAAUGGCAAUCGAUGAGGGAAAGAACAAUCGAGUAUACUGGGUGGAUCCCAAAUAUCGAAGAGUUGAUGCAGUAAACAUUGAUGGUACUGAUAGAACUACGGUAGUUCACGACAAGAACAUACCGUAUGCAGUGGAUGUGUUCGAGAAUCAUAUCUACUGGCUUAGCAGAGAAUCCAAGACUCUUUACGUGCAGGACAAAUUCGGACGAGGCAGAGUGUCGGUGUUAGCCUCCGACCUGGAAGAUGGUCAUACUGUAAGAGUGAGUCAGAAGUAUGCAAAGGACACUCAGAGGAUGGUCUCCGGAUGUGAAAGAGCACAAUGCUCUCACAUCUGUGUAUCCCUUCCGUCAUCCGGAUUCGCUUGUCUGUGUCCAGAAGGAAUCGUCGCGCAGAUGGAUGGAUCUUGUGCGACACAACAUGUGGAGGCCCUAGUCAUGCCGAAACAAUGUAAAUGUACGAAUGGAGGAAAGUGUCGAUUGGAUGGAUCCUGCGAGUGCACAUCGGACUUUGAAGGUGAUCAGUGUGAGAAGGAAUCGAGUGUGAGCAGAAAGAUUAUUGGAACGCUUUCCGAGAAUUUCUUCACUGUCUUACUCUACAUUUUGGCGUUCUUAGCGGCACUUGGAUUGAUCGGAUUUAUUGGACUCAAUGUUUAUAGAAGAAGACAAUUGUUGUUUAAGAAGAAUGAGGCGGCCGAUGGAAGCGUUUCGUUCCAUGGAAAUGUGAUAUCGUUUAGUAAUCCGGUGUUGGAGUCGAAGCAGGACGCCCCCGGAAGCGAGUUCAGCAUGCAACAGAUGACAUCGAUGCACGAGGACUCCACAACAUUCACGAAUCCAGUAUACGAUCUGGAAGACGUUGAUAUGUCAUCGCCACGAUCGAAUAAUUCGGAUGAUCAGCCGACCACGUCGGCAGCUGGAAUGUCAUCUCCAACUGGACCAUCAACAUCUCACUCGUUUGUGCCACCGACUUUUAAUCAAGACGAAAUGGAAGUCAAGACGUCGGAUCAAGUUAUUGUCCCAAAAGCGGAAAUCUCCAAACCGCCGGUGCCGGCUCGACCCAACAAGAAGGAGAAGAAGGAGGACCCACUUCGAGUCGACAAUCCCCUCUACGAUCCGGAUUCUGAAGUUUCCGAUGUCUAA
Caenorhabditis remanei is the source of this 14196-nucleotide messenger RNA. RefSeq lists its product as uncharacterized. The transcript has 23 exons. The record is from RefSeq and is a predicted model, not a curated record. NCBI's taxonomy places the organism in Eukaryota, Metazoa, Nematoda, Chromadorea, Rhabditida, Rhabditidae. The coding region runs from base 1 to 14196 and encodes 4731 amino acids. Gene Ontology annotation, molecular function: protein binding; calcium ion binding.